AAACAACAUAACUUCGUCAGGUAAAUCCCUGUUGGUGGCGGUAGUGCGUUUGACCGGCUGCCCGGCUCCUGCUCCAUGCUGCUCCCGCUUGGUGGCAACCAUAGGUGGCGACAGAGGCUGACUAACUCAAGUCCGGUGUGUUUGUUUGCAGACAAAAUACUCCGUGUUUAAAAUAUAUUUAGACAUGCCCGAGGACAUGUUGACUUGUUAACUCUUUUUAAACAUCUCGACAGAGAUGACAGUGAUGUGGACGGUGAAGGUGGUUGGCAUGGGUUUGGUGGCCCUCUCGCUCAGUGUGGAGUUGCUUAGCCGGCUCCUGCGUCGCCUCAGGCCUGAGAGAAGUCUCAAUGAGGUUCUCUUCUUCCCCUCAGAGAUGGCCUGUGUGGAACACAUCUUUACUCCCUCUUCACCUUACUCCUGUUUCUGUUCGUUGCCUCAUGGUGUGGAGACCUCUUUUUCCUGUCUUCUUCGCCACAUCAUGUCUGCUUCCUCUACUCUGGAUUUGUGUGUUUUUGCCUUUUCCAACAUGGACCUGAGCAGGGCUGUAUUAGCACUGCAUGGAAGGAGCGUAACCAUCAGGGUCCUCACUGACAAGCACUACUCUGCCAUCACUGGCUCCCAGAUAGGGGUUCUCCGCAAGGCUGGAAUCUGUGUACGGUGCGACGUUGGCUCCGUGCACAUGCAUCACAAGUUUGCAGUGGUGGACGGCCAGCUGCUCAUCACCGGCUCCCUCAACUGGACGCUGACAGCAGUGCAGAGCAACAUGGAAAAUAUCCUCGUCACUGAAGAGCCAGACCUGGUCCGACCCUUCAUCAAGGAGUUCCACAGGUUAUGGACACACAACGAUCCAGCUCAUUAACUCCCAUCAAGCAACCAAUAACUCACACUAGCUCACAUUACCGCUAGAACCAAUGACUGAUUAGCCGAAAGGAAUACUGAGUCAGAGCUUGUGAACCUCUGCGAUAGAAGGCAUGCGUGGGAAAUCUUUUCAGUCAGAUUGGCCACAAAAUGCCUCCAAGAUCUUUUCAUUACAUGAGUAAGUGCUAUUAGUUUGAGUUUUGUAAGUCAUGUUAUAGAGAGUUGAGUUACUGUUCAAGAUUAUGAGAGUUCUAAGGCAGUUAAGUGUUACUGUUUUUUGUGUGUUUUCUUUAAAUGCUCUAUACAAAAGAAUUCAUUUGAAGUGCUGCCUGUUGAAAUGGACAGUAGUGGAAGUAGAAGCACUGUUUAGCACAAAGGCCUAAGACAAGGUGUUCCUGUUUAAAGAUGUGAAAAAUGUUUAAGGUGAGAACAUUUCUUUUUUUUUUAAAUCCAAGUUUAUGUUUUUUAUAUUGUGUCACAGGUUGAAGAUCUUCACUGAGGUAGUCAUUACAUUACAUCAAUUACAACAAUAAUCCAUUACAUGAUACGUUUUUCCCCUCAGGACUAAGAGGAGUAUAGUACAUGGAUACGUUUUUGAAUUAACCGACUGCUAAAAUCAAUCCACAGUUCACUUUGUGUAUAACUCCAAAUUACAUUGGCAGUAAAGAUCCGGUGUACUGUUCAGGGUGUGCUACUGCGGUCUUAGGGAU
Scomber scombrus (Atlantic mackerel) is the source of this 1568-nucleotide messenger RNA. It is a transcript of the gene pld6, whose product is annotated as phospholipase D family, member 6. Gene Ontology annotation, molecular function: RNA endonuclease activity producing 5'-phosphomonoesters, hydrolytic mechanism. The record is from RefSeq and is a predicted model, not a curated record. Gene Ontology annotation, cellular component: mitochondrion. NCBI's taxonomy places the organism in Eukaryota, Metazoa, Chordata, Actinopteri, Scombriformes, Scombridae. The transcript is spliced from 5 exons. Gene Ontology annotation, biological process: piRNA processing. The coding region runs from base 236 to 859 and encodes 207 amino acids.